GACUAGGGUUCAAAUGAUACAAUGUACAUGGCACACAGCACCCCUAUUACAUGCAACAGCGCCUUCAGUGCGAACUCAGCAGUGUGUGCCUAAAGAUGUAUUAUUUGUUAAGCCAGCAAAAUCAAAUUUCCAGGCGAGCUGUCAAAUAGACGGAAAUUCAUCUCGAGGUCAGCUUGUUAUUUUGACAAGGGUUCUCUUGCGAGGUCAUUGUACAUAACAUGGGUGGGGCGGCCAUGGAAUUGGCAGAAUUUCCGUUGCACUGCAGAGGUGUGAAUAUGUACAUGUAUUAUCAGAUCACGUGAUAAAUUGUGUAAUUCUGCACCGAAAAGUUUGAAAGGGAGUGCAUUCGAUCGUAUAGAAGCUCCUUGUGCGGGUACAUGUUGCUCUCUAGAUGUAUUUCAUGCUCGUCCUUUAGGACGGCAACACUUCACUGAUCGUGUGCGUUGUCCCGUCAGACAAGUAGAUACCAGCAUGCUGAGCUCAGGAGGCGGCUUGCAGGUGCCCAAGCCCCAGUUUCCCUCCCUCAACUCCCCCCAGCGUGCCGCCGGCGGCGGCGGCGGUAAUGCCUCCUCCAAUGGCACCCGGAAGGUGGCCCUGGCCCCGGGCCACUCCCUGAUGGACUGGAUCCGGCUGGGGCAAAGGGAGGGCCGCAAGCUGAACGGGGUGGGUGGGCAGGUCAGGCACGUCAGCGUGGACGAGCUGGCCCGGCACAACAAAGUGGACGACGCCUGGAUGAGCAUCAGAGGCAAGGUGUACAACGUCACGCCUUACAUGAGCUUCCAUCCCGGGGGAGAAGACGAGAUGAUGCGAGGGGUCGGUGGAGACGGAACGAGCUUGUUCGACGAUGUUCACCAGUGGGUGAAUGUGGAGUCCAUGCUGGAGAAAUGCUACGUUGGUCCCCUGAAAAAGAGCAUUGACCUCAGCAAGCCAAGCAGCAAAGGUGUUAUAAAGAGAAUGGGGGAAUUGAGGGCCCCGUCGGCGUCAACACUUGCACCCCCAGCUCCAGUCAAUACAGGAACUCAACCCGCCUCUGUAGAUUUGGAACCUCUUGAUAGCCAGAAGCCUAAGGCAAGGUAUGACUGGUACCAGAAUAGUGGAAAGAUAACCGUCACAAUUUAUGCAAAAUGCAAGUGUGUGUCCACAGAGCAUUUGGUGAUUGACAGGGAGCAUCGUGACCUGCGGGUGACCCUGUUCCUAGACGAUCAUGUCUACACGGUGCAUGUCGAUUUGUUCGAGGAUGUGACAAGUAACUACGAAGGUAUCAGAGUGAUUGCUGGUCCUAUUCACCGGGUCAUCUUUGUUGUCAACAAGAAAAAUCCAGAGGUCAAGUGGGCUUCCCUGGGAAAAGCUCUCGAGGGAAACAACUCCUUAGUCCCAAGAAUUGACAAAGAGCCAGUGUUUCGACGUUGUAAGGUUGUUAGCUGUCAACCUUUGACUCAUGACAUCAAGCUUUUUGGUCUUGAGUUGCCCGCGGGUUGUCGGAUGUGUCUGCCUAUGGGUUAUCACGUCCACCUCCGAGUCCGUGCUGAUGGUAAUGAGCUCAGCCGUCCUUAUACAGCCAUAACACCAUCCGUGCUUGCAUAUAGCCAGCCGUCACUUGAGGCAACAGGCCGGGUCAUCCAUCUCAUGAUCAAGAUCUACCCCAGCGGCCAACUGACACAGUGCCUGGCGCGACUCGUGGUUGGCGACACCGUCGAUGUCAGUGACUACGAAGGGAGCUUCGUGGACUCCCGCCUCCACCAGGCCGACCGUCUGACCCUGGUGGCGGCUGGCACGGGGUUCACCCCGAUGGUGAAGCUGCUUCAGUGGAGUCUGGGAGAGCAGCGGCAGAGACCCAAACGCGUCAAGCUAAUUUUCUUCAACAAGACGGAGGCGGACAUACCCUGGAGGGAUGACCUGGCCAAACUUGCCGAGACCAGGCGGCGCAGCCUCGAGGUGGUUCACGUCCUGUCGGAGCCCGACCAGGGAUGGGCGGGGCCCAAGGGGCGGAUCCGGGAGGAGCUGGUGGAGGAUUUGUUCUGGCGGCCCGCCCGGCACCCCAACGAGAGAUUCCUGACCUGUAUAUGUGGCCCCACGCCCUUCACCCAACUUGCCUUCAAGUUGUCCAAGGCCCAUGGGUACACAGACGAGAUGAUCCAUGUCUUCGCUGCCUGACGAGGUCUUAUCCAUCAUAGCUUGUCCCAGCCUCAGCCUGUGAUAACCCCCGGGUCUAGCCCUCGGUCAGUAGUAGUGACGGUCCGUUGAGGGCUGCAGGUAAAUCCUCCAGAUAGUUUGCAUCCCCCAAGAAUGGGCGGGGGAAGGAAGGAGGGAGGGGGGGCCUACCCCAUGCAUACUCUGAUAGCUUAAAAACAUCACGCCCCUUGUGCAUUUUGCCAUGGAUCACGGAGCUUAUUAGCUGCAUGACUGUGGAUGUCCCGUGUACUUUGCCAAUUGUCGAGCCGUCGAUAAUUCUGCCCAAAUGGGGAUGAAGGCCCAAGUGAAGUUUUUAUACGUACGCAGACCCAUUUCAGACCCGUUUCCAUCAAUUGUUGAAAUAGCUUGUAUUGUGCCCUUAUUGUUGCCUUUGCAAAACUAAAGAACGAAAAUGGUCCGUCUGUUUAAAAAGAGACAAGUGAUGAGGGUUUAUGAAGCAAACCUUUUCAUUUUGUAGUUCUUAAAAACCAGUAUGAAGACACUGGAAGAGUUUGUAGUGACCAGAAAUGAGUGGCUGGAGAAAGUACAUGUAUUCCACUGUUUUACCUCUGGGAUUAUUAAAAGAAACAUUUCUAAAAUUUUAUCCUUUUCACUCCAAAACUCAGCUUAACCAAAGGGAGUGAAGAAUUGUUUAUAUUUUUUAUCACGAGUAUACAUGUAAUAUAUCAUGUAGUUAAUGCCUAGACCGAUUUUAAGUGUGUUGCACUAUCGUGAAAGAUGUGUUAUUUUAUGAAAACUGUUAAUGGUUGUAAUUUUGACUGAAAAGGUCUUGAGUUGAUGCUUGACAGUAGUCCUGUCCAGUCUGUGGUGGCGUACUUUUUAUCAGCACCGGCUUUUUUCUUUUCAAAUUGUCAUUUAAUAUUCGACAAUGUGAAGCAUCUUCGAAAUUCUGUCCAGGUGCUUUAUGAAUAUCCUCCUAUAAGGGCUCAGAAGAAUUUCCAGAGUGAGGCCCUGUCCAACUUAUGUGGCUACGGCUUGACAUCACACACGACCGUAUGGAGAGUGGCUGCAGCCAGAGCCAUACUCAUGCCUAAUUUCAAGCUGCACCCAAGUCAUUUGGACAUGUCGUAUAGAGUUGUCUUUAUUUCCCACGGUUUUAAUUUCUAUAGGCAUGGGCAUUGUCAGGAU
Molecule: messenger RNA, 3321 nt
Organism: Acanthaster planci (crown-of-thorns starfish)
Lineage: Eukaryota; Metazoa; Echinodermata; Asteroidea; Valvatida; Acanthasteridae
Gene: cyb5r4
Product: cytochrome b5 reductase 4
Cellular component (GO): cytoplasm
Molecular function (GO): heme binding; cytochrome-b5 reductase activity, acting on NAD(P)H
Source: RefSeq, a predicted model, not a curated record